CGGUUUAUACAACCAACAGGUAUAACAAAGGCGCUGCAUAUCAACAGCCUCAACUGCUUCUUCAGGUGUAUCCUCACCUGCCAGCAGCUGCAGCAGCAGCAACAGCAGCAGCAGCAGCAAAAACAACAACAGCAGUACAGCAGCAGCAGCAUUACAGCAGCAGUAAUACAGCAGCAACAGCAGCAGUAA
Molecule: messenger RNA, 189 nt
Organism: Eimeria acervulina
Lineage: Eukaryota; Apicomplexa; Conoidasida; Eucoccidiorida; Eimeriidae
Exons: 1
Source: RefSeq, a predicted model, not a curated record